AUGGGUUCUCUCCUUCUUCUUCUUUGGUUACCUCAUCAUGGAAGUGCCAUCCAAUAUGAUUCUCAGUCGAAGCCGUCCCUCAAUAUUUCUCCCUUCUAUUCUCGGCUGCAUCGAAUCUGGCUUUUUUCCCGAUUGCUUUUCGUCAUGAGCUGCUGGUACAAGGCAGCAGAGAUUGGGAAACGAUUUGCUAUAUUCUACAGUGCCGCUGUCAUAUCAGGGGCUUUCGGUGGCCUUCUUGCUGGCGGAAUCACCAACGGUCUCCACGAAGCGCACGGUAUUGCCGGGUGGAGAUGGCUCUUCAUCAUCGAAGGCGUCGCAACAGUCGGAGUAGCCAUUGUCGCGAAGUUCAUCCUCCUCGACUUCCCUCAGAGCUCACCAGUCCUCACCCUCGAAGAGCGCCAACUAGCCACCGUCCGAAUCAUCGCAGACAGCGCGGCAUCUGGCUCCGCAUCCGGCUCGUCUAGAGAUGAUCGACUUUCCCACUGGGAGGCUUUCAAGGCAGCUGCCACCGACCCCGCGCACAUACUCUUUCAUGCUUCUCUUCGUCCUCGACGUCGGCGCCGGCACAAUUUCAUAUUCAUCCCCACCAUCACCAAGUCAUUGGGCUACGACACCGUCAAGGCGCAGUACAUGACUGUUCCCGUGUACGCAGUUGCCACACUUUGCCUCAACAUCUGCGCCUACUCCGCCGAUCGUCACGAGGAGCGAACAUGGCACAUUACGUCCGCUCUCUCGCUAGGAUUCAUCUCUGCAAUGGUCUGCGCCAUCGUCGAAACACCCGUAGUCCGCUACGUCAUGCUCUGCUUCGUCGCCUCUGGGAUCUGGAGUGCGCUCCCACUCAUCCUCGCAUGGGCAUCCAAGACCAUCGACCUUCCGGCCGAGAAACGCGCUAUUGCGAUUGCGAUGAUUAAUGCGGUUGGGAAUCUAUCGUCCGUGUAUGGGAGCCAGAUCUGGCCUACUAAGAGUGCUCCCCACUAUACUCUGGGCUGGGGUAUAACGGCUGGCUUCCUGGGUGCGGGUGCUUGUGUAGCUGCUCUGAUGCCGGUGUUUAUUAAGUUGGUCCCGAAUAAGUUGACAAAGGCGGAACUUGCGCUAAAGGAGAGGGGUGAGAAGAUGGUGGCUGAAGCGGCCGCUUUGUAA
Molecule: messenger RNA, 1140 nt
Organism: Pseudogymnoascus destructans
Lineage: Eukaryota; Fungi; Ascomycota; Leotiomycetes; Thelebolales; Thelebolaceae
Exons: 1
Coding region: 1-1140 (379 amino acids)
Biological process (GO): transmembrane transport
Cellular component (GO): membrane
Molecular function (GO): transmembrane transporter activity
Source: RefSeq, a predicted model, not a curated record